Messenger RNA from Hordeum vulgare subsp. vulgare (domesticated barley), 2287 nucleotides. RefSeq names its product kinesin-like protein KIN-7L. Lineage: Eukaryota; Viridiplantae; Streptophyta; Magnoliopsida; Poales; Poaceae. The transcript has 14 exons. Gene Ontology annotation, molecular function: microtubule binding; ATP binding; microtubule motor activity. The record is from RefSeq and is a predicted model, not a curated record. Gene Ontology annotation, biological process: microtubule-based movement. Bases 124 to 2043 code for a protein of 639 amino acids.
GUUCGAUCCACGCCCGACCGGGUGAAAGUUUCGCGCACAUCAGUGCCCAAAUUUCAAAUCCGCUCCUAUCUGCCCCGACCAUUCUAGCAGUGGCCGACCCGCCGUGGCGCCGUCCAUCCGCUCAUGGAGAAAAUCUCCGUCGCCGUCCGCUUCCGCCCGCCCAAGCUUUCGGUCGACGCCAACGCCGACUCGUCCUCCUUCUCGGGCGGCGGCGCUGUCGGGAACCGCGAAUGGCGCAUCGACGACUCUCGAAUCUCCCUCCUCCACCGCGCCGUCCCCGUCACCGGCACCUCCUUCGUCUUCGACCACGUGUUCAACGAGGCGGUGACCAACGCGCGGAUCUACGACCUGCUCGUCCGCUCCCUCAUCCGUGCUGCCGUAGAUGGCUUCAACGGCACCGCCUUUGCCUACGGCCAGACCAGCAGUGGCAAGACGUUUACCAUGAACGGCUCCGAUGCCGACCCUGGGAUCAUCCCGCUCGCUGUUCGCGACAUCUUUGACACGGCGGCCAAGGCCGCAGACAGGGAGUUCCUGAUUAGGGUCUCGUACAUGGAGAUUUAUAAUGAGGAGAUCAAUGACCUGCUGACACUUGGGAGCGAGAAGCUGCCAAUUCAUGAGAGCCUUGAGCGUGGUGUGUAUGUGUCCGGUCUGCGGGAAGAAAUUGUUAACAAUGCUGAACAAGUGCUACAACUCCUUGAGCUUGGAGAAGCAAAUAGACAUUUCGGAGAAACAAACAUGAAUGUCCGGAGCAGCCGAUCCCAUACUAUUUUUCGGAUGGUAAUUGAAAGCAGUGCUAAGCACCAGAUGAACUCUGGAGAUGUAAUCCGUUUGUCUAUUUUGAACUUAGUUGAUUUAGCUGGGUCAGAAAGAAUCGCCAAGACAGGAGCUGACGGUGUGCGGCUUAAGGAAGGGAAGCAUAUUAAUAAGAGCUUGAUGAUUCUUGGUAAUGUCAUCAAUAAGUUGAGCGAGAACGGAAAGCAAAGAGGGCACAUCCCUUAUCGUGAUAGUAAGUUGACUCGCAUCCUCCAGUCUGCACUUGGAGGCAAUGCAAAGACAUCAAUCAUUUGCACGGCUGCACCUGAAGAGAUUCAUAUCGAGGAAACUAGAGGAACUCUUCAAUUUGCAAGUAGAGCAAAAUGUGUCAGCAAUUGUGCUCAAGUAAAUGAGAUUCUAACAGAUGCUGCUCUGCUGAAGAGGCAAAAACUGGAAAUAGAGGAACUUCGCAAAAAGAUGCAGGGUUCACAUUCUGAAGUCUUGGAGCAGCUUAUCCUAAAGCAACGCAAUGACAUGCAUAAGUCUGAACUCGAACGUGAUCGUCUAGCAAUGGAACUUGAAGAGGAAAGGAGGUUAAGGCUGACAUUAGAGCACCGGUUGGCAGAGCAAAAGAUGUCACAGAACCACAACAAUGCUGACAUAUCAGUAGAGCAAUUUGCUGAUUCUAGCCAGCUUGACACAUUGAAAACUCCAGAUUCUAAGCGGACACCAGAUGGAUUCGUUGCUAGCCGCUCACGCUAUUUGAAGGAUGCGGAGUUCAGCCCAAUACCUGAAAAUUUAGGUUUUGUGGCUGAUGAGAAUCUCUGGAUGCAAUUGAAUAAAGGAUGCAUCACUGAUCUUGAUAUGCUUGAAAUGAGAUCUGAUUAUAAAUGCCCUCCGUCCCUAGAAGAUACGACAACGAUUGUGCCAUUAGAGGAGCCUAUUGACGUGAGAUGCCAGAGGCUAGAAACUGCAUGCAGCUCCGAUAGGCAACAGCUCGAGGAUUCAAAAGGAAGAUGCACAACUCUCGAGAAGAAGCUUGAGCUGCUCAAGGAGGAAAAUUCAUCCUUGCGACAAGAACUCUGCAAGUCGAAGCACGACACAGAUCACGAGAAAGAGGUGCUGCUUAAGGAGCUGGAGACCGAGAGGUACAAGAUGGAGGAGCUCAAGCAAGAUAUCAGGCUCUUUAGCCAGGCCUUCUCACAGAGGCAGGGUCAGCUGACGUCCCUGUACACCAAAUCCAAGGCCGUCGUGGAGAAUUGCAAGGCCUCUCAGGUGGAAUUUCCCUGAUGAGAGCCUCAGCUGCUCUGGAAGUUUAUGCAUUUCUGCAACACUGCUUUACUGUAGAUUUCGUGGUGCUUGUAAUACAAGUGCGUGUCGUGUCUGCAGUGUGCUGGGCUUUCUAGUUCAGUCGUUACCACUAAGGAGAUGUUUGUUUCGGAGAUUUCUCUCCGGUACCUGUUUACGGUGUAAACAGAAAACAUUAGUCAUUUGGUUAAUGUACAUGGUAAUCGCCUACCACCAUUCCAGGCCA